Eutrema salsugineum is the source of this 1439-nucleotide messenger RNA. RefSeq names its product kinetochore protein Nuf2. The coding region runs from base 1 to 1323 and encodes 440 amino acids. The record is from RefSeq and is a predicted model, not a curated record. Gene Ontology annotation, cellular component: Ndc80 complex; kinetochore. The transcript is spliced from 12 exons. Gene Ontology annotation, biological process: kinetochore organization; meiotic chromosome segregation; attachment of mitotic spindle microtubules to kinetochore. NCBI's taxonomy places the organism in Eukaryota, Viridiplantae, Streptophyta, Magnoliopsida, Brassicales, Brassicaceae. Gene Ontology annotation, molecular function: protein-containing complex binding.
AUGUCGACCUACGAGUAUCCGAACUUCUCUCGCUCCGACAUUAUCACGGUCCUCACGGAAGCUAAUAUCGCCACCGUUAAGGAUGCCGAUUUCAAGAACCCUACUUUCGACUUCGUCUCCGAGCUUUACACCAGAAUUCUUAUCUCUCUCGGCGUGCUCAACGAAGAAGACAAAGGGCAAGUUGAUUUUGAGGCUUUGGAGCAAUUGGAGAAUCCAGAUCAUCAUGCAACCUCAGCUCCGGCGAUGAAUCUUUAUAUGAAAUUGAAAGAUAUGCUAGAUAUGGUUGAUUGUCCUCUAAAGAUCAACUUCAGGGAUCUCUUAAAGCCAGAAUCUUCCCGAACCGAGUUUUUCAUCAGCGCACUUUUGAACUUUAGUCUACACAAAAAUUCAAAAAUGGAACUUAUAAGACCAAUGGUAGAAGAGUUGACUAUCCUUGAUGAGCAGCGGAAGCAGUGGGAGGAGAAGAUUUCCCAGUUAAAUGCAGAGAUUGCAGAGUUUGAUGAAGCCUGCGAGAGGGAUUUGCCUUUUGUCCAAGAGCUAGAAACGAAUAUUGAAGAGCUCAAUCAAAAGAUUUUAGGACUGAAUAAUCAGCAGCUGUCACUGCGAGAAACUUUCCAGAAAAUGAGAGAGAGCAGUACACAAAUGGAUAACGAGAUUUCCAAAGCAGAGUUUGACCUUGUACAAACUGUUCAAGAAAAUGCAAACCUCCGCUCACAGAUUGUUCAAUCCCCAGACAAGCUGCAGGGGGCUUUAGAAGAGAAGAAACUAGUGCUCGGGGAAACAAAGAAAGCUGAGCAAUCAGCAAUGGAAACUUUCCAGGAAAAGGCUGCCAUUCUAGAGGUUUACGAAAAGGCAUUCAAGAAAAUAUCAAAGUCAUCUGCGCAACUACAAUUAAUUAACGAACAGGUAACUAACGUGAAAGCAAUGGAGAAAGAUUUAAAAGCUCAGAAAGCUAAGCUGAGUGAAGAUGAGGCAGCUUACAAAUCACUUGAGGCGAAAGUGGUUGACCGGGAAAGAGUAGUGAAACAGUUGCACGAAUCAUUGAAGCAGUUAGAGAAAGAGAAAGGAGUCAUGUUUGAUGAUUGGACGAAACAACUGAAUGAACUAAAACAGGAAGUUGAAUCCAAAAAACGUCAACUUGAAGUCAGGCAAACAGAUGUUGAAUCGAUCAUAGCUAUGGUUGAUGACAAUACUGCCAAGACUAAUCAGGUGAAAGAGUCAGGAGAAGCGAAAGUGAAACAGUUAGCCGCUAAAUAUGAAGAGAUCGUGAAGCAGUUUCAUGAAUACACGGUGUCGUUUGGAGCGUUCCUGCCAAGCUUCUAAUGGAGAAGGAAGUUAAGUGAUUCACCGGGAUGUUACGAAGCUGAACCCAAAACUCCACGAACGGCAGAUAAUCACUCGGUGGCUGAUCCACCCAUUUUUCCAUAGCCAGAGCCCAC